AUGUGUAUAAAUGAAAGUCUUUUUUUGUACAAAGAAAGAUUGUUUUUUAAACAAUACAUUCCUUCAAAAAGAAAUAGAUUUGGCAUGCAAUCGUUUAUUGUAAGUGAUUGUAUGACAGAAUAUAUACAAAAUAUAAUUGUUUAUGCUAGAUCAUAUACUGCUGUGAAAAUUGAAAACAAGGAUAUUGGAAAAUCGAGAAAGUGGUACCAUGCAUUUUUUUUUCAUCUAAUAGAUAUUUUCGUGUGAAAUACUUAUUGUCCUUAUACAUACAAAAUAAAAACAACUAUAUUCAUGGCAAAUGAAAUUAAUCAAGGAAAUACUCAAAAAGUAUCAUCGGAAUUCAAUUUAUCAUGA
Messenger RNA from Vespula vulgaris, 354 nucleotides. Its product is annotated as piggyBac transposable element-derived protein 4-like. The record is from RefSeq and is a predicted model, not a curated record. NCBI's taxonomy places the organism in Eukaryota, Metazoa, Arthropoda, Insecta, Hymenoptera, Vespidae. The transcript has 2 exons.